Messenger RNA from Selaginella moellendorffii, 1959 nucleotides. Its product is annotated as ethylene receptor. The record is from RefSeq and is a predicted model, not a curated record. Gene Ontology annotation, molecular function: ethylene binding; phosphorelay sensor kinase activity; ethylene receptor activity. Gene Ontology annotation, cellular component: endoplasmic reticulum. Gene Ontology annotation, biological process: phosphorylation; signal transduction. The transcript is spliced from 4 exons. The coding region runs from base 298 to 1959 and encodes 553 amino acids. Lineage: Eukaryota; Viridiplantae; Streptophyta; Lycopodiopsida; Selaginellales; Selaginellaceae.
AGCAAUAUGCUCCACGGAAUGCAGCUAGUGGAGGAGCUCUCUCUGUCUCUUCGUCUAGGGUUUUGGCCACGAUCGAGGCGCUGGAAUCUCGAGCGCGAGGUAAGCACGGCAGCGCCGCUAGGAGCUCCUGUCAGCUCGAAAUCGGCAGCGGGAGAGUAAGAUUCUGCGGUAAUCUCCACCUCGUCAUUCCGAAAUUCUCCAUUCCAAUGGCGCCUGGAUCGGCCAGGAGUGAGAAUCACAGCCAGGGAUUAGGGGCAAGGGCCUAGGAGGUAGCGCAGGAGGAAGAGGAGGAGCAAGAUGGAUUGCAACUGCAUCAUCGAGCCGCAGUGGUCGUCCGAUGACAUCCACAUCCGGUACCAGUACAUCGCGGAUUUCUUCAUUGCGCUCGCCUACUUCUCCAUUCCGAUCGAGCUCAUCUACUUCGUCAAGAAAUCCGCCUUGUUUCCAUACCGCUGGGUGCUCGUACAGUUUGGUGCCUUCAUCGUCCUGUGUGGAGCUACGCAUUUCAUCAGCCUCUGGACGCUGGGCUCUCACUCGAGAACAAUGGCGACCGUGAUGACAGUCGCGAAAAUUCUCACAGCGGUGGUUUCGUGCGCCACAGCGCUCAUGCUCGUCCAUAUCAUCCCCGACUUGCUCAGCGUCAAGACCCGCGAGCUCUUCCUCAAGAACAAGGCGGACGAGCUGGACAGGGAGAUGGGGAUCAUCCGGACGCAGGAAGAGGCUGGCCGGCACGUAAGAAUGCUCACGCAGGAGAUCCGGAGCACGCUAGACAGGCACACCAUUCUCAACUCCACGCUGGUCGAGCUCGGGAAGACUUUGGCUCUGGAAGAAUGCACGCUGUGGAUGCCGACUAGAAACGGUCUCGAGCUUCAGCUCACACACUCGCUUCGCCAGCUGAGCAAGGCCAACGUUGGGAUCGUGCCGAUACACCACCCAACGCUGCGACAGGUUUUCAGCAGCAAUCGCGCGGUGGUCAUUCCGUCCAGCAGCCCUGUGGCCAUGACAAGAACACACGCUGGGAAAUACAUUUCUGGAGAUGCUGUUGCUGUGCGCGUGCCGCUCUUGCGCAUGGUGAACUUUCCAAUCGUCGACUGGCCCGAGCCGGCCAAAGGUCCGUAUGCGCUGCUGGUUUUGAUAUUGCCAUCAGAUAGCGCGCGAAGGUGGCGCAUUCACGAGCUUGAGCUUGUGGAAGUCGUCGCCGACCAGGUUGCCGUCGCUCUCUCCCACGCGGCAAUAUUGGAGGAAUCCAUACGGUCCCGAGACUUGCUAGUGGAGCAAAACAUAGCGCUGGACGCUGCUCGACAGGAGGCAGAGACUGCCGUGUCCGCUUGCAACGAUUUCCUAGCGGUCAUGAAUCACGAGAUGCGUGUUCCCAUGCAUACGAUCAUAACUCUCUCGUCGCUCCUCCAGGACAGCCAGCUCAAUGCGGAGCAACGGUCGAUGGUGGAGACCAUCCUACGCAAUAGCAGGCUUUUGGCCAAGCUUAUAGACGAUGUUCUGGACCUCUCCAAGCUCGAAGAUGGCAGCUUCCAACUCGAGAUUGCUCCAUUCAACCUUCUGUUUCUCUUCCGAGAGGUCUACAACCUUGUGAAGCCAAUAGCUGCUGUGAAGAAGCUUUACAUCACCAUGAAUUUGGCUGCCGACCUUCCGGAAUUUGCUGUUGGAGACGAGAAGCGUCUCUUGCAGAUCGUUCUAUUCAUCAUAGGAAAUGCCGUCAAGUUCACGAAGGAUGGAAGUAUCACAGUGUCCGCUUGCAUGGAGAGGCCGGAGUACUCGCGAGAUCCUAGAGCACCAGAGUUCCUUCCAACACAAGGCGAUUCUCACUUUUACAUUAGAAUACAGGUAAAGGACACUGGCAUUGGCCUACGCUCCCAAGACAUCCCCAAGCUCUUCACAAAGUUUGUCCAAGUCAACAAGCGGAGCGGUCCAGGCCUGGGCUUAGCACUAUGCAAAAGGUAA